Kwoniella botswanensis is the source of this 2220-nucleotide messenger RNA. RefSeq lists its product as uncharacterized. The record is from RefSeq and is a predicted model, not a curated record. The transcript has 7 exons. Gene Ontology annotation, molecular function: protein binding. NCBI's taxonomy places the organism in Eukaryota, Fungi, Basidiomycota, Tremellomycetes, Tremellales, Cryptococcaceae. The coding region runs from base 1 to 2220 and encodes 739 amino acids.
AUGAUCAUGGCGGACGAGCUUGACCGACCCUUAGCCAAACGGUCUAGAUCGAGUAACAGCACACAUUCUCAAGUCCCCUCUGGAUUGCUAUGUCUACCUGACGAGAUCCUAGAGCAAGUUUAUUUGUUUCUGGAAUUUAAUGACAGACUACGUUUGAGAUCGGUCUGUAAGGCUUUGCGAGAUGUGUUCGGUUCAUCUGCCCUGUUGCAGUACAAGUUCACGUUGGAGACUACAGGAUAUCUUGAUGUUCCAUACAAUUCAUCAUCUUUAUCUCUCACUAGUCCUUACGAGAACCCAGACAACACCCCUCUCUCUUCAGCGCCUGAAGAUGCCCCUUCCAACUCGUCAUCGUCUGUCAUCACUCUCAAAUCCCCUCAUACAGACCGACCAAGACAGACUAUCCCAUCUGUCUCACUCGCGCCAUGGCCCAAGGAACCCUCCACCCUGACUCCACAUGAUGCUGUCAUCUCCCCAGCCGACAGGAACAAGUUGUUGAAAGAGCGAGAAAAGAGGUGGGAGACGUUGGAUUGGGGUGAGAAAAGGACAUUCAAAGUACAAGGAAGAGAAGGUGUAUAUGAAUUGCAGGAAGGGAUAUUCUUGAUGUGUGAUGAUUUCAAUGAUAUGGAUGAUGACAAGCCCUCUUCAAUACGGCUUGUACCUUUACCUUCGAUGCAGGAUCCAGAUUUGGAAGAUCCACCCAUACAGACUACCUCUCAUAAAGUUGAUUUCCCAAUAUCAGACCUCACUAUGGAUCCCACACAAGAUCUGAUUGUAGUCAGCGAAUAUAGACCCGAAUCAUCAGAUGCUCAGCGAUCAGCUCCUACUCAUCGAUAUCAUCUCUUGACAUUAUCGACUCUGAAACCACAUCCGUUAGCCAAUUCACCAACAUUGGAUUUCCCGCCUUUCUCGCAAGCCAUCAUGGAUACUCGGCAACUGCUGCAGGUCAUGGGUGAUACCCUUGUAGUGCAAGUGUCAAGAUUUGCACCUGCUUGGGUAUUAGCCGGGCUAGGGUUUGGGAUAGGUGCAUUGGGUGGUCUGGGUCAUGAAGAAGAGAUGGUAGCUUGGAAUUGGAAAACUGGAAAGGUCUUAUCUCGUAUAUCGCUACCUGAAAACGGAUGGUUCUCGUCAUUCGCCCUCUUAACACCUACGACAUUCCUCGUUACCUCCACAUCCAAUAUCUCACCUGUCUUACCAUCCGAGACUCGAUCAGUCGGGUCGAUAUUCCCACCUGUUAUCCAGGUCUAUUCGUUUUUACCCGACCCCAACAAUCCUAUUGAUCCUGUACAACCUCUGGAUACUGAUCCAAUGGACGAUACGACCCCUCGGCCAGUCCUAUUGGCCCAAUUGCAAUUGCCUCCUUUCGCGGAUAAUGUAUCAAUCCAUGCGUUUGACGUAAGACCGGAUCCUGCUUUCCCACCCAAUUCAGGGUCCGAUCCCACUUUAGGUAAAACCAAACCAUUCACGCAAAAUCCAAGUAAAGGGGUAAUGGUAUUUGAAUUGAAAGUUGUUGGAAAUACGGAAGACGAUAAUAUACCGAUAAGAGAUCGCAAGAGAUCAUACGAGAUAUUCAUCCUUCGUGAAACGCUAGUAAAGUAUGCGACAGAAGGGGAAGAGAGAUUGAAGGAAGCAUAUGAGAAUGGAGGUGAUUUCGAUGGGUUGGGCAUAAGGGGCGUGGAGACAAACGUGCCUUGGAGUGAAUGGGGUGAGGAUAAUACAAGAUUCAUGGAUGCGGUCAUGAAAAGAAGGAGCUGGGUAUGUUCAUGUUCGGGAUACCGGUUCGUCUCCCUUAUACCUGCCAUCCGGCCCUCGGGACAUGGUCUAUGGCCUUCAAGUGAAGAUCCCAAUUUGGAUGACCUGGAGGAUGAGACUCAUGAGAUCAUCCCCCCACCUAAACGAUCGGAUCUAAUGAUAUUCGAUUUCUCACCUGUCAAUAUACGCAGAACCCAAUCUAUUGAGGAACAACCGAUGAAUUUUAUGGAUUAUGCUAAAAAGGAUUGGUCUAUAAAAAUCAGAGAUGCACCUUCGAUGUUGCCCAAAGGAAAUAUAUGGAAAAAUGAUGUCAAGAGUGCAUUGCCAUUUAGGGAAAUAAGAAGGGAUCACGGAGGAUUGGCAAAUGGAGUUAUGUGUGAUGAUCAGCGCAUUAUAGUAAUUCAUACACAAGCUAGACGGAACGGUGAUUGGUCAACUAUAAGUCAAGAAAUGAGUGUUUUAUGUAUGUAA